ACACAGGUGGCUGUGACAGUAGCUGCCAUGCGCGGGGAAUCUUCCCUCCCGCGCAUGCGCUCUGAGCCCUGGCCCGGCGGCUGGGUAGUUAGCUCUGCGCCGGCAGCUGCUCCGAGCGCCGGCCCAGCGCCCCGGCCCUGCCGCUGGACGGGGCCGCUCGGUCUGACAUGAGGCCGUGAGCCUGCGCCGCUGCUGGCUGAGAGACACGAGGUAGAAGUGGCUAGUUCCAUUAUGUGUGCGUCAGCCAAAUAUAACACCCGGGGUCCAGCCCUCAUCCCAAGAAUGAAGACCAAGCACCGCAUCUACUACAUCACACUUUUUUCCAUUGUCCUGCUUGGCCUUAUAGCCACAGGUAUGUUCCAGUUCUGGCCACACUCCAUUGAGUCAUCCAGUGACUGGACAGUGGAGAAGCGCAGUGUCCAUGAUGUGCCUCUAGUCAAGCUUCCUGCUGACAGCCCCAUCCCAGAACGGGGAGACCUCAGCUGUAGGAUGCACACCUGCUUUGAUGUCUAUCGCUGUGGCUUCAACCCCAAAAACAAGAUCAAGGUCUAUAUCUAUUCACUGAAGAAAUAUGUGGAUGAGUAUGGGAUGCUGGUUAGCAACACUAUCUCUCGGGAGUACAACGAGCUGCUGACUGCUAUCUCUGACAGUGACUUCUACACAGAUGAUGUCAACCGGGCCUGCCUCUUUGUGCCGUCCAUAGAUGUGCUGAACCAGAACACGCUCCGCAUCAAGGAAACUGCUCAAGCCUUGGCACAGUUAUCCAGGUGGGAUCGAGGCACAAACCAUCUGCUGUUCAACAUGCUACCUGGGGGGCCACCUGACUACAACACAGCACUGGAUGUUCCCAGAGAUAGAGCCCUGUUGGCUGGAGGAGGAUUCUCCACAUGGACCUAUCGACAAGGCUACGAUGUCAGUAUUCCUGUUUACAGCCCUCUGUCUGCAGAGGUGGAGCUGCCAGAAAGGGGACCAGGUCCUCGUAGGUACUUCAUCCUGUCAUCCCAAAUGGCUCUUCACCCAGAAUACCGUUCUGACUUGGAGGCUCUUCAGGCUGAGAACGGAGAGUCUGUGCUGAUCCUGGAUAAGUGCACAAAUCUGUCAGAGGGAGUUCCUUCUGUUCGUAAACGUUGUCACAAGAACCAGGUCUUUGAUUACCCUCAGGUGCUUCAGGAAGCCACAUUCUGCAUUGUUCUGCGUGGUGCUCGCUUGGGACAAGCUGUGCUAAGUGACAUACUUCAGGCUGGCUGUGUGCCUAUUGUUAUUGCUGACUCCUAUAUUUUGCCUUUCUCUGAAGUUCUGGACUGGAAGAGAGCCUCUGUUGUGAUACCUGAAGAAAAGAUGCCUGAAAUGUACAGCAUUCUGCAAAGCAUUCCCCAGCGGCAGAUUGAGGAGAUGCAAAGACAGGCAAGGUGGUUCUGGGAAGCGUAUUUUCGGUCAAUGAAAGCUAUUGCUCUGGCCACCCUUCAGAUUAUCAAUGACAGGAUAUACCCAUAUGCGGCCAUGUCUUAUGAAGAAUGGAAUGAUCCCCCAGCUGUUAAAUGGAGCAGUGUGAGCAACCCACUCUUCCUUCCAUUAAUCCCACCACAGUCUCAAGGCUUCACUGCUAUAGUCCUGACAUAUGACAGGGUGGAAAGCCUCUUCCGAGUCAUCACUGAGGUGUCCAAGGUGCCCAGUCUAUCCAAGCUGUUAGUUGUCUGGAACAAUCAGAAUAAGAAUCCACCAGAAGACUCUCUAUGGCCAAAGAUUCGGGUUCCGCUGAAGGUUGUGAAGACCACAGAAAACAAGCUUAGUAACCGCUUCUUCCCCUAUGAUGAGAUUGAAACGGAGGCAGUCUUGGCCAUUGAUGAUGAUAUCAUCAUGUUGACGUCAGAUGAACUGCAGUUUGGUUAUGAGGUUUGGCGGGAGUUUCCUGACAGGCUGGUUGGGUAUCCAGGUCGCCUGCAUCUGUGGGACCAUGAGAUGAACAAAUGGAAGUAUGAAUCAGAGUGGACCAAUGAAGUCUCCAUGGUGCUUACUGGAGCAGCUUUUUAUCACAAGUAUUUUAACUACCUUUACACCUACAAAAUGCCUGGAGACAUCAAGAACUGGGUGGACGCCCACAUGAAUUGUGAAGAUAUCGCCAUGAAUUUUCUAGUGGCAAAUGUUACUGGCAAAGCAGUUAUUAAGGUGACCCCACGAAAGAAGUUUAAAUGUCCAGAGUGCACAGCCAUAGAUGGAUUGUCAUUGGACCAGACACACAUGGUGGAAAGGUCCGAAUGCAUCAAUAAGUUUGCCUCUGUCUUUGGGACCAUGCCCCUGAAAGUGGUGGAGCAUCGUGCUGAUCCUGUCCUGUACAAAGAUGACUUCCCUGAGAAACUGAAGAGCUUCCCCAAUAUCGGCAGCUUGUAAAAGGCAGCUUGGCGGCAAACUUGAAUAUAAAAAACAGUGAGAGAAAAAAGAUGAGCAGUGCUAAGAUGAGCCUGAGGCCUUGAAGGAAAAUGCCAGCGUGUGGGUUAUAACUGAGGGGAAGGGGAUUAAUGCCAGGUUCUGAUAUAUUAGUCCGUCCUUCACAAUACACAGAACAGUAAUGCAGAGCACAGAAGCUAUUUCUGUAUUACAGACAAAUACAGGACAGGCUCUAUGCUUGAAUCUACUGAAAAUGCCAAAUGCUUUUUUCCAGUGGAAGUUGCUUAUACGGAAGAAUAGAGCAGAAUCUUGCUGUGUAAGGGUGCCUUACAUGACUCACCUGUUCCGUUAAAUACACUCUUUUAGUUUGAUGCAAUCACCAGUAUAAAUGCAAACUGCUUUCAAUACUGGCUACAAUAUGUAUCCAGCCUGUUUUUCCCCCUAUGAGGAUGGCAUGCCUACCUCCAUUGAGGUUAGUUGUUGGCUUUAAGUAAUUGAGCAACAAAGAUCCCUGCCUGGCUUUUUUGCUUAGCAAGAAAAAUGCUUUUCUUAAAAAAAAUAAAAAAUAUAAUACAAUCUUUUGUCAUAGGGUUUAGGGGGCUAAACAUUUUUGCAUUAAAUGAAAAAUAUUUCAGUGGGAAUUGACACAGAUCACAGCCAAUGGGACGGUCUCCUUAAUUUAAAGACUUAGGGUACGUCUACACUACCUGCCAGAUCGGCAGGUAGCGAUCGAUCUAUCGGGGAUCGAUUUAUCGCGUCUACUGUAGACGUGAUAAAUUGAUCGCUGAUUGCUCUGCCAUCGACUCCUGUACUCCACCGCAGCAAAAGGCGGAAGCGGAGUCAAUGGGAGAGCGGCGGCAGUUGACCCCGCACCGUGAGGAUGCGAGGUAAGUCGACCUAAGGUACGUCAACUUCAGCCACGCUAUUCUCGUAGCUGAAGUUGCGUAUCUUAGGUCGAUUCCCCCCCCUCCCCCCCCCCCCCCCCGAGCCCCCUUCCUCCAGUGUAGACCAGGCCUUAGACUAUCCCUACCAUCACUACACCUCUCAUAUGUGUGUAUAAACCUCAGGUAUUCUGCUAUACUCAUAGAAGCGAAGUCCAUUCAAUAUAAAAGACAUUUUAUGGAGAGGAAAAUGUAUCUUCUGGCCUUACUAUGUUUUUGCUAUCCCCAAAGCUCGCUCUUAUCAAGGUGGAACAGUUGUUUGUUCAUUUGGCGUACCCAUGUACUGGGGUAACAGCUAAGAUGCAUGUUUGUAUAUGUGAACCCUCUUCAGAAAACAAUGUGCUGUAGGAUAGAUUGUCAUACACCUCCAUCUGCAGGACUUCCACUUUACAGCUGGUGUGUGUAUGUGGAAUAUAUUAAUAACACAUACUUAGCAAGCAAACCCACACAAGCUGCUCUCAUUUGAAAAAUUGCCAAGUGUUAGCCUGUGAUUAACCUAGAGAACGCAGUGCCACAGGAUCUUACUUGAACAAAUGGCUUAGUAUAAUUUUUAAAGGUUAGACAUUUGUUAUGGUGAGUCAAGCUGUUUCUCCAUGGUUAAAGUUGAUCUGAAUAUUAUCUGUCUACACUAGAGACAACAAAAUUUUCAAGGAUGAUCAGUCCUCGUGCUCCAGCAUAUAAACUGAUCCCAAGCUGGAACCAGAGAGGAAGUCUCCUCUUUACCCAAAUGGUAUAGUGUCCAUCUAUUUGGUGCAUUAUGGGCAGUUUGCACUUUCCUUACUAAGCAAACUGUUGGAGGCAUCAUAUUUGAUGGACAAUCUUUCUGUUACAGUAUGACCAUUCUUAUAGUUCUGCCAAACCCCAAACAGCAGGGCAAGUGUUAGCACUCUUAGUUCAUCCCUCUGCCUUGAGAGUGACAGGCAGCAAUGGCAAAAAUCAAAUGGAAGUCAGGCCAGAAACAGGAAACAUCUGCUCCCUGUUUCUGUCACCCCAGUAAAACUUCCCUCAUUGCCCAACACCGUGGAGGUGUUGGGAAUGAGAAGCUUGUUAGAACAGUAGCUGUGUGGGGAUACUUCAAUUUAGAACUCCCAAGGGAAGUGUCUAUAAACCAGAGGUGGGCAAACUACGGCCUGCUGGCCACAUCCAACCCACGGGACCCUCCUCCCCGGCCCCUGAGCUCCUGGCCCAGGAGGCUAGCGCCUGACGCCUCCCCUGCUGCCUCCCCUCCCGCGCAGCCUCAGCACCCCGCGCUGCUGGCGCAACGCUCUGGGCGGCUAGGCAGCACAGUUGCAGAGCCGUAGCCUGACCUGGUGCUCUGGGCGGUGUGGCUGUAGCACCACCAGCCACCGGUACUCCAGGCAGCACGGUAAGGAGGCAGGGGGGGUUGGAUAGAGGGCAGGGGAGUUCGGGGGUGUGGAUUGGGGUCGGGGCGGUCAGAGAACGGGGAACAGGGGGCUUGUAUGGGGCAGAGGUCCCGGGGGGGCAGUUAGGAGUGGGGGGAGGGUUGGAUGGGGCAGCAGGGGCAGUCAGGGGUGGAGGAUCCGGGAGUGGUCAGGGGACAGGGAAUGGAAGGUUAGAUGGGGCAGGAAUCCCGGGGGAGCUGUCAGGGGGCGAGAAGUGGGGGGGUUGGAUAGGAGGCGAGGGCCAGGCCACUCCUGGCUGUUUGGGGAGACACAGCCUCCCCUAACCGGCCCUCCAUACAAUUUUGGAAACCCGAUGUGGCCCUCAGGCCAAAAAGUUUGCCCACUCCUGCUGUAAACUAAAUUCUCGCAUUCUUGGGAAUGUUUUAAUUACCGAUAAAUUCUAGGACUUGUUUCUAGGACCUUGCAGUCUUUGCUGUGUUCUGACUGUGCUGUGGGGGAUGGUAGUAGGCAAUGGCGGGGAUAGCUGUCCCGGUGAUGGUAAUGCUAAUGACUUUUUGCAUACAGGGGGUACCACUGGGUGAGGAACACUGUUUCUCUGCUGCUGAGCAGUUCUUCCCUGCAGCCUCCACACAUGCACUUACUUCCUGAGUCUGUUAGUUUAUGUCUGAAUUAUGUCCUUGUCCCACAGACUGCAGCUCACUUUCCAUUAAGCAGCUUGUUUUUAAAAGGGAAAUUAUGACAGCAUAAUAUGCUACUGAAUUGACCCAGAGGUGGGGGGGUCUCAGGAUGGCAGAGGUUUGGGAGUGUUCCAGAGAGAGAACUUCUCCCCUGCACACAGUCUUGAAACUGCUGCAACCUAGUAGUUCCUUCUCAAGUUCAUAGGCAAAGGGUGCGUGUAGUUUUUGCACAAACACUUAUAGCACAAGGCAGAUUUCAGACUGGGGGGAAUAUGACGGCCUAGAAAUAGAAGUGGUGGGUGGUAGCCUGACAAAGAAGAGCUCUGUUUAGCUCGAAAGCUUGUCUCUCUCACCAGCAGAAGUUGAUCCAAUAAAAAAUUUUACCUCACCCACCUUGUCUCUCUGAAACCCACCUAAAGUCAUCUCUAGGUUUGACACUAAGUGGGCAACAGCCCCUCAUGACCAAGAUCUUUUGUGCUUGAGCAAGUGUAUCUUCCUUGAUAAGCCCAAGAGCCAUUACGUCAAUUAACCUGUCACAUUUUGUCCUGCAUCAUUUCACAGGUGUUUAUAUUCCAAGCUCUAUUUAAUGACGGUAUGUCUCCGUUCUGUGGUAUGGAAAGUGACCAGAAUAUAAAGUUGGGGAGCUGUCUAAGUCUAUAAGCUGGGCCACUUCCUCAACCCAUUUAUAAUUGUUGUGUUUGUUUCUGAAAACGAUUCAAAAACUGUAAAAUAGCAAAGUGUGUGUGAGAGAGAAUUGGGAUGAUUCUAUUGUCCGUCAUUAAAUUAAGAGAAUUGUUAACUGUUCAGCUUGUAUGUUUUAUUAAAAAAAUUAGCUCAAAAGUA
Molecule: messenger RNA, 6210 nt
Organism: Chelonia mydas (Green sea turtle)
Lineage: Eukaryota; Metazoa; Chordata; Testudines; Cheloniidae
Gene: EXT2
Product: exostosin glycosyltransferase 2
Exons: 14
Coding region: 232-2388 (718 amino acids)
Cellular component (GO): membrane
Molecular function (GO): glycosyltransferase activity
Source: RefSeq, a predicted model, not a curated record